AUGCGUGCGAAUGCGACAAGAACAGCCUCGAUGAGGUCACUUCAGAUCUGCUUACUGGCGGUGGGCACCUUUGUACUCGCUAAAAUGCUCGGUCGGCACUGGAACCGCCACGAUCGUGGCCGUUACGAUGAAUGCCGCGGAAAAUCUGGCUAUCGCGCCCGAAAAUCUUCUCCGGCGGCGUGGAAAGAGAUGAUUGAAGGCUCCGAGGCGCAGUGA
Messenger RNA from Purpureocillium takamizusanense, 216 nucleotides. RefSeq lists its product as uncharacterized. The transcript has 2 exons. NCBI's taxonomy places the organism in Eukaryota, Fungi, Ascomycota, Sordariomycetes, Hypocreales, Ophiocordycipitaceae. The coding region runs from base 1 to 216 and encodes 71 amino acids. The record is from RefSeq and is a predicted model, not a curated record.